AGCUCCUAGAACCUUCCAUUUUUUUCUUCACGAAGCUUCAAGUCUCUCGGUUUUAUAGCCCCUCGGAGACCCUCCCCGUCGCCUUCCUGCAGCUCGCAAACCCUCCCCUAAACCCUAGCUCCGGACCUCGAAUCCCCUAAGAAUGGCGAAGCGACUGGUGCCGCUGCUGAACCGCGUGCUGGUGGAGAAGAUCGUCCCGCCCUCCAAGACCACCGCCGGCAUCCUGCUCCCCGAGAAGUCCGCCAAGCUGAACUCCGGGAAGGUGGUGGCCGUGGGGCCGGGGGCGAGGGACGCGCACGGGAACGCGAUCCCGGUCUCGGUCAAGGAGGGAGACACGGUGCUGUUGCCGGAGUACGGAGGGACGCAGGUGAAGCUGGGAGAGAAGGACUACCACCUGUACAGGGAUGAAGACAUCCUGGGAACGCUGCACGAUUGAUCGAUCCCGGUCCGUGUGUGGUCGGCCGGUCGGUGGGGAUUUUGGGCGGAUUCUUGCGCUCGAUGUCGAACGACGUUGUCGAGCUCAAAAUUGUUGAGUCAAUGAGAUCGAUUUGUAUGCCGUGCGAUUCCUUCUGUUUAAUGCUAGAAUGUAGAGCUCGAUUCUUCUGAACGACGUGAAAUUGUAACUUGUCGUUUCCUCUCAUUUCCAUCGCUGGGUUGAUAUCGAUUGAAAAAUUGAGUUUUUGGAUCAACCCUAUUCGCGGGUGAUUAACGAUCUGCUCUUUCUGUUUUA
Molecule: messenger RNA, 730 nt
Organism: Eucalyptus grandis
Lineage: Eukaryota; Viridiplantae; Streptophyta; Magnoliopsida; Myrtales; Myrtaceae
Product: 10 kDa chaperonin, mitochondrial
Exons: 2
Coding region: 143-436 (97 amino acids)
Cellular component (GO): mitochondrial matrix
Molecular function (GO): metal ion binding; protein-folding chaperone binding; ATP binding
Source: RefSeq, a predicted model, not a curated record